AUGUCACAUUCGGCGAUAAAAGAUAAAUGCAUGAAAGUGAUGAAUAAAGUGGGCCGUGUUGGAACUGAUGAUGAAGCGAUACAACACGGAAAAAAUUUCUAUAAGUUUAUGUUCGAUCGUCAUCCCAAUUUACGCGUGUAUUUUAAAGGCGCUGAAAAUUUCACUUCGACGGACAAUUCUGAAUUUGCAGGACAGAAACUUUUACUUGCUGUUAGAAUAAUUAUUAACACGUAUGACGAUCCGGAAACAUUCAAAGCAUACGCUCGUGAAACAGUCAACCGUCAUGCCAGAUUCAAGUUGGAUCGUACAUUAUGGCUUGCGUUCUUCACAGUGUUGGUGAAUAGCCUGAAGGAAUAUACUACAAUCGAUGAAGAAACUGAAAAAAGUUUUUUACAAGUUGGUAAAGAAUUUUCCGAUGAAUGUCUUAGAGAGACCAUUGCAUUGAAUUUGCCUAACUGA
Molecule: messenger RNA, 459 nt
Organism: Cercopithifilaria johnstoni
Lineage: Eukaryota; Metazoa; Nematoda; Chromadorea; Rhabditida; Onchocercidae
Source: the annotation of a GenBank genome assembly